This is a messenger RNA of Recurvomyces mirabilis, 1620 nucleotides long. RefSeq lists its product as uncharacterized. NCBI's taxonomy places the organism in Eukaryota, Fungi, Ascomycota, Dothideomycetes, Mycosphaerellales, Teratosphaeriaceae. The coding region runs from base 1 to 1620 and encodes 539 amino acids. The transcript has 4 exons. The record is from RefSeq and is a predicted model, not a curated record.
AUGCUGACAUUUGUGUGGUCCAGCAAUCUGGUCGUCCUUUCCCAGAUCCGUGCUGUUCAGGCCGUCGUGAAGCCUCUGAGUAUUGCACCGAGCCAGCUUGGUGACUUACGAUCUAAGACACUUCCACAAACGACCAAAGACUUAUCACACGUUGGUAAUAGGGAUGGGAAUGAUGGCCGCUGGUCGACUUUCCAGAUCCAAGUUGGGAUUCCAGGACAACCUAUUCGUCUUCUGCCUGGCACGUCCGCAUCGGCUUGCAGCACAACCUGGGUUGUGAUCCUGCAGGGAUAUACUCAGGCGAAUGCAACCCUUAUGGACUGCGAUGACGACCGAGGCUAUAGCUUCGCCAGCAACACUUCCUCUACUUGGUCAACGCAGCGACUGGCAAAUGGUAGCCUCUUUCAGCUCAGCACCUACGAGGAAAGUGUGCUUGGUCUCGGUGGUAUUGCCUACUACGGCUUCGACGACCUGGGUCUUGGACCCCUCGGCUCAGGCCUGCCUUCGGUAUCUUCGACGAUGAUUGCAGGUCUUGCCACGAACGACUUCUGGCUGGGCAGUCUUGGGCUCAGCCCUUUGCCGUUCAACUUCACAGACCUGGAUGAUCCGAUACCAAGUAUGCUGAGUACACUCCGCAACCAGUCGCUGAUCCCAUCCUGCUCAAGGGCUUAUACAGCCGGUGCAAGCUAUAAACAGCCACCAGUGUUCGGUAGCGUGACGCUUGGCGGGUUCGACACGACGAGAUUCGUGCCAAACCAUGACGACUCAAUGUUCUCGUUCGAAAGUGAUAUUUCCCGAGAUCUUCUCGUGAGUCUGACUGCAAUCACCUACGAUACUACUGGAAGCUCGCCGCUGCUUGCCCAGAGGAUUGAUAUUUUCAUCGACUCCAUGGUCUCCGAGCUAUGGUUGCCGAUCAGUGCAUGUGAAGCCUUCGAGUCGGCUUUCAAGCUCAUUUGGAAUGACACUAUUCAGUAUUAUCUCAUCAAUGAAAGCGUCCAUGACGCUCUACUGGCGCAGGAUCCAGUGUUCACAUUCAGCCUUGCACAACCGGGAGCAGAGGAGGGUGCUUACAGCUCGAUCAGUGUAAAUCUGCCAUACUCAGCUUUCGAUCUCAACCUCACUCAGCCAAUAUUCGACACGCCCACUCGUUAUUUCCCGCUGAAGCGUGCGCAGAAUGCCACGCAAUACACGCUUGGCAGAACUUUUCUGCAGGAAGCAUAUGAUCUCGUUGCUAUUCUGCUACCCAUCGAAACGAGCACGAAGCUGGAUAAGAAGAACCCGCAUUUAGCGUCUGGUGUCCUGGCUGGGAUCGUGGUGGUGGCCAUCUUUGUCGUCUACUUUGCAAUAAUGGUGACGCUAUGUUUGGCGAAGCAGCGAAGUAAUCUGAGUGGUCAGACCCAGGUGCGUGGUGAAGAGUCCGGCGACAAGGAUCCGGUAGAGAUGCCAAAAGAUCAUGCCGUCGUAGGCGCCGCAGAAGCAGAUGGCGACGCUGCUGUACAUGAAAUGGAUCGAGAUCAAGCAAUCAAAGCAGAGCUGCAGACUGGUGCAGGACAUGCUGGACGACAUGAACUUGAGCAGCAGCUCCACUUCCAUAAGUCAGUGGUGCGGAAGGUCUGGCGGUAG